Molecule: messenger RNA, 192 nt
Organism: Lodderomyces orthopsilosis Co 90-125
Lineage: Eukaryota; Fungi; Ascomycota; Pichiomycetes; Serinales; Debaryomycetaceae
Exons: 2
Coding region: 1-192 (63 amino acids)
Source: RefSeq, a predicted model, not a curated record
AUGGCUAGAGGUAACCAAAGAGAACUUGCAAGACUUAAGAAUCUCAAGAAACAGGAAGAAGCAAAAAAGAGUCAGAAGCAAGGGGACAAGAAUAAACGAAUGGAAACAGAUGCCGAGCGAAUGAGAGAAAAACAAGCGGCAGCGGAUGCCAAGAAAGAAGCGGAUAGAUUAGCUAAGUUGCAAAAGAAGUGA